GUUUGUUUGGGUUUCUUUUUUGUUGUUGUUUGUUUUUUAUUUUCUUAUCUCAUAAUCCUAUUUUUCGUGCCAAACAUUCUAUUAGAUAUAGAUUUUGUGCUCAUUAGUCACACCUUUCGUUUUACGAUUUCAAAAUGACCCCGCUAUAUCUUCGUGUUUUCGUCUAUGCAUGUCUAGUGCUAGCCUCAGCUACAUUGGUUACUUGCCAAGACUACAUGUAUCCAACCGUGGCAGAAAGCAGCCGCAAUACGCAUAACUGCACGAAAGGGGUAACUACGGAGUGCAUUUCUCCAGCAAAAUUCACCUGUUUACAAUCUUGUAUGAUGAAGAAUGGUGGAGGUUUUUGUACAACAUGUAGAUGCCAAAUCAAACAAAACACACGAACGGAUAGAGGAGCGAUAGCUGCUUUUCAACCAAGUGGUACAUGUCCCAACUUGAAGUGCUAUGGUGAUUACAAAGUUCAUCAUAAUAUCCCUACUUGGACGAGAGACAGUCUACUUGAUAUCUGCAGCGUACCUGAAUACAUAGAAGCGGGCUACUUUCCGACCAUCGACGCAAACCAGAGUAAAGUCACUUUCUCCGAAGCAACAAAAUGCACUGGACAACCGAACUGUCCUAAGGAACGGUACCUGUCAAAUGAAAUAAGUCCAAUUUAUGAAAGGUAUGAAAAUGGAACAUAUGUCUGGAAAAGUCACGAGCAAAGAUCAUCAACAAGCAGCACCGGAAAUCCAGAUGCAUUACGGGCAACCAUCUGUUAUUCUGUUUUCCUAGUCCUAUUCGUUCUAAAAUCCAUUUAUUAGUUAAGAAUGGUAUCCCAAACCAAAAUAAUAUGGUCAAACAGGUCAUGAACCUUGCUCUAAAACAACACUGAGGAACACGUGAACAUGUAUAUUUCAUUAUAGUCAUGUGUAGCUGCUAACCUUAUAUAAUUGACCAUAAGUGUCUUAUUUAUGCAUUUAUGAAAUUGAAUGCAUUGUGUUUUGGUUCAAUGACAAUUAAGUAUAUAAAAAAAAAAAACGAAUGUUGAAUACAAGUCAGUAAUUAUUUCUCAAAUGUAAUAUGGAUAGCGAGAAAUUUGCAUAAAAUCAAUAAGAAUUCAUAACAUAGUUAACAUUUUACAUUUCUUGAAAUAUCGCAAAUUCUACAAAAUAUCAAAGGAAUGCCGUGGUCAUUAUUCUACGAUAUACCUUCAUUUGAAAUAACUGGUUAUGAGAAAAUUGUUACAUAUGAAAGGUGAAGAUAACGAACAGUGAGCAAUCUCAUGACUCCUAUAAGCAAUACCAAAUAGAGAUUUGGGCAAACCCGGACCCCUGGAUGUUCCCCAGGUGGGAUAAUGUGCCAAGGAGGAGUAAGCAUCCCCUGUCGACCGGUCACACCAGCCGAGAACCUUGUAUCUUGGUAAUGCAGUUUCGAAUCGUUUUUUCCUAUUACAACAUUUUGCAAUCAUAAAACUUAAUCAGUAUAUGUUGCAUAACAAAUUGCUCAAGAACAUUUGUUAUUCAAUAUAAAUCAUUUGUCUGCAUUGCGAGAUCGACACACCUGUAAACAAAGAUGUCGAGACACAUACACGUGUGGAGUUAUCUUGGACUGUGUUUUCAAAGCAGCUGAUAUAAUCCGUCAACAUCAAACUAAAUACUUGAAAUAUUUUUCAAAGUAGAUCUAGUAUACCCUACCAUAUCACCUUUGUCGUGGGCAAAGAACACUUAGGUCUAUUCCUUUUCGGAAAUUCCCAUGACGUCACGGAGAUCUUAUUCGUAGCUGCAUAUGCAAACGUUUCUGAGCCGUAGUAGAAUAGAAAUUAAGUUCUUGUUUUCGGGACCAGAUCAUGUCGCCAAGUUAAAAACAGGUCGUGCUCAAACAACGAAUACGGGUGAACUCAAAAAGACUUGAUCAUUUUAAUCUUCUUGGAUGAAUCAGUUUUCAUGGUUGACCUUCAGCAAACUGUUAAAUGGCGGUCUGUGUAAGUUCUGUGUCAUGUUCCCUCAGUCAGAUGUCCAACAUCAAAAUACAUGUGUUACGCAGCCUUUUACUGCGUAUAAGAAAGCCCUUGGAAAACAUCUGCCCUUUUAAAGCAUCAAAUUUCAGAACACCACAAGAGUGCCAAAUCUGUUUAUCACAAAACCAAGAUGAUAUUCGAAGUGCCAUCUUCAUCUCUUCCAUAUAAACGCCAUUAGCAAAAUCAGGCACAGUAUCAGCACAACAUAAAGUUUGUUGAGAAAAUAGUAGAUGCGAUCAUUCUUUGUGGGAAACAAAAUAUUCCUCUCCGAGGACACAGAGAUGAUACCACAAGUGAUUCCUCAAAUAAAGGUAAUUUCCUGGCAAUAUUACAGCUGUUGGCAAAGCAUGAUGAGCAGCUCUGGUCUCAUCUACAAAAAGCAAAAUAGAAUGCCUUAUAUACCAGCAAAACCAUUCAGAAUGAGGUCAUCCAACUCAUUGGAAAUGACAUCACAGGUAAAAUUUUGAAGGGUUUACAAGGGAGGGGGUUUUAUUCCAUCAUAGCCGAUGAUGUAAAUGACAAGUAUGCUAACAAAGAAGUUUUAGUCUUGUAUCUCAGAUUUCUAGAUACCAGAGAACACCCUGCCAUAAUUAAGGAGGAAUUUCUUGACUUUGCAAAUAUAGGCAGAACUACUGGGAAAGCAAUUGCUGAUAAACUUCUUGAAAUCCUCCGCUUGCUUGCAAUUCCGAUUGAGAACAUGCGAGGGCAAGAAUACGAUGGUGCAGCUGCAAUGGCAUCAGAAAACGGGGGUGUCAGGGACGAAUCAAGUCUCUAAACCAAUUAGCUUUGUACACACACUGUGGGAGUCAUGUAUUGAAUCUGAGUAUCGCUUCAGCCUGCAAAUUAUCCCUUGUGAGGAAUAUGAUAGAUGUCCUUAAUUCAGUGUUUAUUUUCUUUGACAGUUCCCCUAAACGACAAGGGUUUCUUGGGACUAUUAUAGAAACAAUGGUUCUGUAGAUUUUUCCAGAAAGAAACUAGUUGAAUUCUGUAAGACUAGGUGGGUUGAGUGUCAUAUUUGCUUUGAUGUGUUCUACACUAUGUACCAGUUCGUCAUCAAAUGUCUGCAGCACAUUUUCAAUCAAACCCUUGAUGAAAGUACCAGUGAAGAUAGGUCUUGGGAUAGACAAAUUAAAGUGACCGCACAGGGUCUUUUGGCUUCGAUGACGUCCUUCUCUGUGUUGAUAACAUUUGUGUUUGUAAGGUAUGUCCUAGAUACAAUAAAGCCUUUGACUCUCAAACUUCAGAAAAGAGAUAUUGACAUUUUCACUGCAAUUAAGUUAAUUGAGGAACACGUAGAUAGGAUCAAAGAAAUUCGUAGAGCGGUAGAUACCAAAUUGGAGUCUUGCUUUGAAGAUGCAAAACAAUUGCAGACGACCUUGAUAUAGUGAUUAAAACGCCAAGGCUUUGCUCCCAGCAGCAACACAGAGAAAAUGUCUCCACAAGUAAUCCAAGAGAUUAUUAUAGAUCUGUCGUAGCCAUUCCAUUUCUGGACUUUUUCCUCUGUGAAUUAAACACAAGGUUUCAGAAAGAAGAUCUGGUGGCAUAUUCGAUAUGCUCUUUGUUGCCUGUCAAUGUGACAAAUAUUUCACACGAGGAAUUGUCCAAACUUGCCUCGGAACUAAUAUUUUGGGGGAGCGACCUGACUUGUCUUUCUGUAAAGGACUUGGGGAAAGAACUCAGAGGUUAAAGGCGUUAUUGUGUUAACAUGAGCAAAGAAACUUAAGGCAAACUCUGCAAUCUGCUCAAUAUUUUCAACUUUGUAGAUGGGGACGUUUUCCCGAACGUGAAAAUUCUUCUUCACAUUGAUUGUGUUUUACCUAUCACAACAUGUGAGGCCGAAAGAUCCUUUUCUGGAUUAAGACGCAUCAAGACUUCCAUGCGCAGUACUAUGCAAGAGGGCAGAUUGACUGGGCUUGCACUAAUGCAUCUUUACCAUUCAUUAGAAAUUGAUCAAAAGGAAAUUGUACAAUCAUUUAUCAGGCAAGGAAAAUGAAGAUUAUCUCAGUCAAGUCUCUUUAGCUAAAUAACACUUCCUAAGAGAAAACAUCAAUACACGACAAAAAGGUCGUCCGCGUGGUGCAGUGGUUAUAUAGAGCGUUUCCUUCGAGAGUUGGAAAAUAAAGGGUUGAACAUUAUAUCACGGGUUCCCUUUUAUAUAGUUCUUAAACCGUUUGCGUAUUACGCGUUUAGAUGCAUAAUUUCUGUAAAAUUUACUUUUCUACCUUCGGUCCAUUGAGUAUGUAAAUUGAAAAACGACCAAAUUAUCGCUAGAAAUACAAUCUAAUGUCAACAGCAAUAGUUCACACCAUUCAAACAUUUCUACACGCAAACAGAACAUCACAGAUCAUAACAUGCAGUACGCGUCAAAAUCAUGGGACCCGCGUAAUUACGCGGUUUGAUGUGGACUUAGAAAAAAGUCGGUGUCUUUAAAAUUGCGGUUUCUGCGUAUUCUAUAGCACUUGUGUGAACCUUUCAAAUUUAAAGAUACAUAUUCAUGUACACACGUGUCCACAAUAGGGAAAUCAAACAAUCGGCGAUGAUUCAUUUAGUGGAGUCAAAUUAAAGCGAACCGAAAAUAUCGAAAAUCGCCACAAUGUUAGAGUGACUUCAUUCAUUGUGCAUUUUAAUUAUAAAACUUCUAAGUUCGAUGUAAAUUCAUUUUAAUCAUUUUAGUAUGGAAACAACCAGUCACACAGUUCAACUUUUCCAAACUUUCAUUUGUAAAUUAAAUCAAAUAUCGAUAGAAAAAAACAAAUAUUUUAUUGUUUUCAAGAAAAUGUGUUUUAAGUUUGAAAAUCAAACCACACGCCAUAGAAUUUCAGGUCUUUUUGACACACAUUUUCCGUGGUCCGUGACCAAGUUCUUAAGCAGUAAGCGUCAGCUGAUUGAAAGAUAGAGCACGUGUACCUCGUGCUUAACAAUAGAAAUUAGUAAAUCGGUACAUGUAGUUAAUAAAAUGUCAGUUUAGCUUUCCUUUGAUAAAUAGAUGUAUUAAAUGAUUUUAUUUCCAUUUAGAUUAAUAAUGGUGACACAACUUUCCAUAAUAUCUGAUUAAUUAAUAUUCAAUUGGACUUUUUACAUUACUCGCUGUGUACCUUAAUAACACUCACAUUCUUUCUCUGUUGAUUCAUGUAAUCUUCAUUAUUUAUACACAAAGCUGAACCCAUUACUUUUUUUAGUUAAAAUUGCUUAUUAUUGAUCAAUAGAAUGAUGAAAUUGAAAAGCGAAUUUCUCGAUACCCCCUUCAUCACGUUGGAUGAUGCAUGUAUAUAACGCUUUAUAGUUGUAUGCAUUUUACUGUAAAGUUUUUUAAAUCUAUCACAUCCUAAACUACAAAUGUAAUUUUUUCCACAAAUUAAAUAGAUGAAAAUAUAUUGUCACUGUUAACUAUCGAUCCCGAGAGGACGUCUUUCAUGCAAAUAAAAUCAACAAUUCUUUUUCAAAAGGUGUGACUCUAUAUAAACAAAAUAUUUCAUUAAGCCCCUUCCAUAUGUUCAGAUCCAAAUUCGAUCAUAAAAAUGAAAUAGUAUUAUUUCUUUGGGUAAUAGAUAAAAAGAAUCAAAACUGUAUGCUAUAAGAUUAAACAAAUAUCAUGCCAUCAAGUAGCACUUGUGAAUGCAUAACAUAUAUUCAUGUUUAUUGUGUACAGUUCGCAUAAUAAUGAUGAUAAUUAAAAACAACUACCCCCUUCCAAUCCCCAUAUCAUUUUAGAUCAUAAUCAAACAUUGUUAUGAUUUUUAUUCAACCUUCAAAUAUACAUUUUGUCAAUACCAUCAUGCUCUAAAUCAUAGUUAAGAGUCUAAAAUGAUAAGAUAUUUGGAUAUGUUUCCAGUAAUAUUCCAGAUAUUAGAAAAUUUAAAUUCUUCUUUUAUAUCCAAAUUUAAAUGAACAUUUUUUCUUUCCUUGUUUUGUCUAACACUCAGAAUGUCAAAGAGAAAUUUCCCCUAUUUUCCAUACUAUAGGCCCAAACUUACCCGGUACGUUUGUACACAAAAUACUAGCGUCUUUUUACUAUUAUCGGUAUUCUCUUACCUUUUGAUUCAGCAGAUGAUAUUAAGAAACAUCGUCUCGGCGGGGUUUUUUUUUCGUUCUAAAAAUAAUGAACGGCGGCAGAAAUAUAUCAACAUCACACCUUCCGUUCGUUGUAGGUGGUGGGGUUAAAACGAUGCAGUUGAAUGGAAAGAAGAAAUUACAUAGCAAACAGUGAUGCAUUUAAUCCAAAAAUGAUCAGUAGAUUUAUAAUGACUAAUUUUUAGGUUGGUAAUUGCUCUUUCGAUAGGAUUUCUCAGCGAAGUGCAGAUUUUCUAAAAAUGUCGCCAACUAAAUUACACACCUCAUUCAUUUCUUAUGAUCGAUAUGACUUUUAAAAACCGUUUCAUUCCAUUUAAAUACUAACACUGUAGUUUUAACAUUUCAUCAAAAAUACACCCUAAAUACUAUUAUAAUAUAAGGAAGGGGAAGGGGACCUGAAGUCCUAUACACAAGCACCUAUGCGUUUAAU
This is a messenger RNA of Ostrea edulis (European flat oyster), 6497 nucleotides long. RefSeq lists its product as uncharacterized. The transcript is spliced from 7 exons. NCBI's taxonomy places the organism in Eukaryota, Metazoa, Mollusca, Bivalvia, Ostreida, Ostreidae. The record is from RefSeq and is a predicted model, not a curated record. The coding region runs from base 135 to 800 and encodes 221 amino acids.